Molecule: messenger RNA, 624 nt
Organism: Perkinsus marinus ATCC 50983
Lineage: Eukaryota; Perkinsozoa; Perkinsida; Perkinsidae
Product: plasmepsin 4, putative
Exons: 1
Coding region: 1-624 (207 amino acids)
Biological process (GO): proteolysis
Molecular function (GO): aspartic-type endopeptidase activity
Source: RefSeq, a predicted model, not a curated record
AUGGCACAAUUAGUGGGCCGGGAGCUUAUCAAGGAGAGCACAUUCUCCUUCUAUCUGAAGCCCGAAACCCUCUUCAAGAAGGGCUUCGAUGGAGAACUCCUUCUCGGUGGAGGCGAUCCGAAACUAUACAAAGGGCAGCUGAGAUAUGUGCCGAUUGUGGUUGCAAACCAUUUCGAAGCGAUGCUGGAGGGGCUACAAGUUGGUACUGGGAAGUCUACGUCUCUCAAGGAAAAUGUAAUGUUCGACACCGGCUGCAACUACGUGUAUGUUCCGGACUCUAGAAUGGUGGAACUUCUGAAGGGUAUUGAGGAGCAAGCGACCCUGAAGGCGAAGACCCCAGUCAAGCUUACACACUUCGAGGCCGCCAACGUUUGGAAGGUCGACUGUGUCUACCGUAAAUUCAUGCCGACGCUAAGAUUCUUGUUUCAAGACUCUGCAGGCCAGGAGGUCGCGCUCGAGCUCGACUAUAGGAGCUAUGUUGCUAUGCGAAACAGUGGGUGCUAUUUGGAAAUAAUGGGCAAACCACAAAGUAUGUGGAUACUUCCUGACAUCAUGCUGGUUGCCAACUACCUCGAAUUUCAGCCUGAUCAGGAGAGAGUUGGCAUCGCCAGACUCAAACUGUGA